Molecule: messenger RNA, 4536 nt
Organism: Mesorhabditis belari
Lineage: Eukaryota; Metazoa; Nematoda; Chromadorea; Rhabditida; Rhabditidae
Source: the annotation of a GenBank genome assembly
AUGAAUCAGCGGUUAGUGUCAAUUGGCGUUUCGGAAAGAAGCCUGGUUUUAUUCGACGGAAAAAAUGUUUUCAAAGAGCUGCUCGCGUCAGAAUCAUUUUUCGAUGGUCGUCAAACAUUGCUGAAAACGGUAUCUAAACUGCAUGACAUUUUUACGAUUUCCCGAGCGCAGGCAACGAUUAACGAUGGUCUCACUCCACAAGAAAUAUCUGCGAUCUCUGAAAAAUAUUUGGACGUUCUGAAAGCUGCUGCAAUUGAAGGUGAAUCAAAGAUUCUGUGGCACGAAUUCACCGCCUGGAGCCUUUUUCACUUUCUGUAUUUCACGCAUUCUGAUAAUAAGCUGGUUUUCGAUUUGAUAACUUGGGCGUCCACAUCAUUUAGCACCGCUGAGCUGCUGUUUUACAAUUUUCAAGCGAACUACGAGACAAACAACAAAAUAACGGAUUCGGAAGACUAUUGGAAAACAGUUGUCUAUCAAAUUUUGUCGUUUCGUUAUGAUCGAUGCGCUAGCCUUCUAGCAAUUUGUGAUUCUCAAGAUCAAGCAACGGAUGUUAUGGUCGAUACACUUCAUAGAAUGGAUGUUGAAUGGCUCAUUGAGAAGAAUGAUAUUUCGGCUUUAAAGUCCUGGCAACGAGGUCUUGGUGAAAAGCUUGCAUCUGGCGUAUUCGAUCAAAAUCUAAAUAUUCGUUUCUUGGCGGGAUUAUUGACUGGGGAUAAAGAAGUUUUUAAUCGGCUCUGCAAUGUGAUUGUUGAUGAGUGGUAUCAUGUACUUCCAUUGUACUUGGCGAAUUGGCACCCCUCUUCAGAUUUAUUGCAGCUACCAAAUCUUGUAAAGAAGUGCAGACAAAUAUUCAACGAUGAAAUGCUGAAGGUCGAUGUUUUUUUCCAGAUUGUCAUAAUGGAUCCAUUGGCGGUCGUCCAGGAGUUAUUCGAAUCACAACAUUUGGCUGUUCAUCUCGCGGACUUAUUAUUUUACGCUGUGAAAAACACUCAAACAAAGGAGCACAAUGAACAGUUGCUAAAUUUAAAUGAAGUUAGAACAUACCUCGUAGCAGAUUAUGGCAAUACAUUGAUGACAAAAACUAGUCUAUGGCGUCUCGGAGCUGAUUAUCUGAAUGUCCUUGGAGGCUUGGGGAAAAAGUAUGUCGAAAGAAACAUUUUAUCGAUUACAAUCUAUGGAGAACGCGAGGCUCAAGAAGUAUUUCGGUUUACGAAAGCAUCUGAAAUGAAAGAAGCUACAGUAAUGAUUGCUAAUACGAUGUUUAAUAGAUAUCUACGACGAGAAAAUUGGGGACAAGCCUUGUCUUGGAGUCUUCGUGAGGAGAAUUCGUCAAAAAACAUCGACACAUUUUGCAAUACGCUUUUUUUAAAGGCAACGGGAGAUGAAAUUGCAAAUUUACACCUCCUUGAGAAUUUGGGAGACAAACUAUUGAUUUCGCCUGGCUUGUUAUUGCUACACACGUACUACCAGUUCUGCAAAUGUUUGGCCGAUGGUUUUAUUGAAGAUGCACUGAAGCUAUUGAUUGUUCUGAUGAAAUUUUCCGUUAUUCCUACUGGUUUCUAUGAGCGAUUGAUUCAACAUUUAAUUGAAAUCUUUGAAGUCCAACACGAGCUGAAGAUCGCAAAAGAUGACAUCGUCGAAGUGAUGUCGCUGAUUAAUCGCUAUGAUUUUACACACCGGGCGGAUCUGGCACACCAAGAAAUUGUAGAGACAAUGAGCGAGAACACAAUGCUUACUCGAGGAUUGCCAAAGCUUCUUGGGCUGCGCGCCCUUGAGAAACGAUUUGUUGGGACCUAUUGUAUCGAUCCACGUCUGGGUCUAUCACCUGAGUUAAAAGACAUACAAAGUGUGGCCCGAGAUUUCGCCCUAAAGGAAAUGUAUCCUAAUAUGCAAACUUGGGAUGAAAAAGAGGAGAUGCCUCUUGAUUGUUUGAGAAAAGCUGGCGAACUCGGAUUUGGAGCCAUAUAUUGUAAAGAGGACUUUGGUGGUACAGGCCUUGGCCGAAUAGAAGCUUCAGUGAUAUUUGAGGCUUUAGCUACUGGCUGCACUUCAACGGCGGCUUACAUUAGUAUUCACAAUAUGUGCGCUUGGAUGAUCGAUUCGUAUGCGAAUGAGAAGAUAAAGGCUCGAUUACUUCCCAAAAUGGCGACGUUUGAAACCUUGGGAUCUUAUUGUCUGACAGAGCCGGAUGCAGGGUCGGACGCAGCAAACUUGCGCACAACCGCAAAGCGAGUCGGUGAUUAUUAUGUUAUCAAUGGUAGCAAAGCUUUCAUUUCUGGAAGUGGCAACAGUGGGAAUUAUCUAGUCAUGGUGAGGCAUGAAGGCCAACCUGGAGCAAAGGGAAUAUUCUGCAUAUUGAUUGAAGAUGGCAUGGACGGGUUUACUCUUGGCAAAAAGGAAAAAAAGCUUGGCUGGAACUCGCAUCCCGCAAGAAUUUUGAAUUUCGAAGAUUGUAAAGUGCCUGUAACAAAUCAAAUUGGACACGAUAAUCAAGGAUUUUCCAUUGCAAUGGCGGGAAUAAACGGUGGCCGAUUAAAUGUGGCAAGUUGCUCUUUGGGCGCUGCACAAAUGAGUAUGGAUCUUGCGAUAAAUCACCUAAAGAUUCGGAAGCAAUUUGGCAAGGCCCUCUCCGAAUUUCAAUGGAAUCAAUUUAAAUUGGCGGAGAUGGCUGCGAAGUUGCACUCUUCAAGAUUAAUGGUUCGUGAUGCGGCUCAUCAUUUGGAUCAAAACACCGCACACAAAGUACCGUUAUGUGCUAUGGCAAAACUUCAUGCUACCGACAAUUGCUUUGAGGUUGUGAAUCAAUGUCUCCAGUUCUUUGGUGGCUAUGGAUUUUUGAAAGAGUUUCCGUUGCAACAGUUUUUGCGUGAUUCAAGAGCUCACCAAAUCAUAGAAGGAACAAACGAGAUCAUGAGGAUGCUGGUUGCAAGAGAUCUUCUAACAAAUCAAACAUGCUCCUCGAUGAUUUCAACUACAACGAUAAACUUACCCGAAUUGGAUGUCCAUGAGGCGAUAAGUGAUUCACCAAGGUUUCGCUUACAGCUGAAAAAUCAUGAGCAUUAUUUUCAACGACUAGAAGCCAAAUUAAACGAGAUUCUCAAAAAUUUGAUGCAUAUGAACGAAUACGGGCGGAAUUAUACAUCUUCAUUAUAUAAACUUUCCGUGUCGGUUAAUCAACUGUGCCAGGAAAGUUUCUCGGACAAUGCCCUAGCUCAAUCGACUUUUGGAACUCUUUCGGAGGCAUACGGCCGAACUGUGGAUUUAACAAGGUCGUUUUACGAAAAUAGCAUUUCAGUUGUCUAUGAGAAGCUACAAAAGUUUAUAAAAAAAGAGCUUGCGGAUAUCACGAUGAUGCGUAAUAGCUUCGACAGCAUGGCAGUAAUGACUGACGAGGCAUUGACUAAAAACGCGGCGGUUUCAAAAGGCAAACCAGUUGAAGCGGCUGAUAUUCGGAAUCAUCUAAUGACGGUCGGAGCUUGUCAUGCACAUACAGCACUUGAUUUUAUGGAAAAAAUAAACCUGGCUCAUGCACAAAAGGAUCACAUUAUCAUUGAUGCACUCUGGACUUUUGUGAAGGAAACCUCCUCAUAUUUUUCCCGCGGUCAUGCAUUCUUCGAUGAAUGGACUGCUCUGGAUAAUGGAGGCAUUGCCGAUGCUGUAGAGGGAUUGGCUCGCAAGCGGGAUUAUACGAUUCGGCAAAUGCAAGACAUUCAUGGCCUUGUUCCAACGGAAAUGUAUCAACACCCGCCCGGAAUAUCUCUUGACGCCGACGUCGUGAUGGAGGGUUAUUUAUAUAAACGAAGUAGCAAUGCCUUCAAGACAUGGAAUCGAAGAUGGUUUCAAAUCAAGGAUAAUAAAUUAUUGUACGUGCAUCGAUCUGGAGACAAUGCAGAGCCGACAACGAUGGAAGAUAAUUUGAUGUUAUGCCUGGUUAGACCCGCCCCACCUUCAAUCGACCGUUUGGGCUGUUUUGAACUAGUGACUCCAACUAGGUCUCAUUUAUUGCAAGCCGACUCCGAAUCUUUGUGCAAUGUGUGGAUGCGUGCGCUUCAGCGAACCAUAUUACACCUUCACGAGUCAGACCAUAGGCCUCAAACUACAUCAACCGCUUGUUCAUUUGUGCCAACGGCAUCAAAAGACAAGGAGCCACAUGCAUCUACAGCAAAGGGACUAGAAGUACAUGAGACCCCCAAGUUAAACGAGGAGCAUGCAGAGCUAGUAUACGAGAAAGUUCGAAGUGCACCGGGAAAUCAUCGCUGUGCUGAUUGUGGACAUGCGGAUCCAAAAUGGGCCUCAAUUAACUUGGGCGUGGUGAUAUGUAUAGAAUGCUGCGGAAUCCACAGAAGUCUGGGCGUUCAAAUUUCAAAAAUACGAUCUUUGACAAUGGAUUCGAUUGACGACGUUGUUACGAAUGUUCUCGUUGCAUUAGGAAAUGAUAAAGUUAACCAGAUUUUGCUGGAAGGGUUACCAUCCAAAAAUGUCGUACCUCCACCCCGAAUGAGAGUUCCCCUCGAGCGGUACGUGAGGCGUGGAUUA